Penicillium cosmopolitanum is the source of this 2046-nucleotide messenger RNA. RefSeq lists its product as uncharacterized. The transcript has a single exon. Gene Ontology annotation, cellular component: nucleus. NCBI's taxonomy places the organism in Eukaryota, Fungi, Ascomycota, Eurotiomycetes, Eurotiales, Aspergillaceae. Bases 1 to 2046 code for a protein of 681 amino acids. Gene Ontology annotation, biological process: regulation of DNA-templated transcription; DNA-templated transcription. The record is from RefSeq and is a predicted model, not a curated record. Gene Ontology annotation, molecular function: DNA binding; zinc ion binding; DNA-binding transcription factor activity, RNA polymerase II-specific.
AUGUCUGACUUCUCUAGCCUAACGGGCAAAUUUCGGAUCCGCAAGGAGGCUGGUGGCGCCUCUAGGCGGCCCCGUGAAUCUCAAGCGUGCACCCAGUGCCGCAAGGCAAAACUUCGCUGUGAUCUUCAAAGACCGUGUGGCUCAUGUAUGAGGAAAGAUGAGACUGCCCUUUGCUCAUAUCAACGUACUUUGACUGGACCCAACCAGUCCGACACGGCAGAAGAUCGACUUGCACAUUUGGAGUCAUUGGUCAAGGGUCUAAUGCAAGACUCAACAUCUGCUUCAUCUAAGCCAUCUGUCGACCACACAAUACCUCUCCUCGAAGGUCAAUCAAAUGAUUGCGAUCCACGAGUAUCAUUUCAGGCUACAGAUGGCGAAAAUAGAGCUCGAUAUGUUGGCUCCACCCAUUGGUCUGCAAUACUUGAUGAUAUUCAAGGGUUGAGAGCCGCUUUAAGCCAACAAGAUGACUCUCCCGAGCCCGACCCAGCUAGUAGGUCAUCGGCAAUUCCGGCCAUCGGCAGGGAUAUGAUUAUAUUCGGGUCUUCGAGUAAUUACUCCAUGGAAACGAUCAUUUCGCAAUACUUGCCUCCAAAGAUAGAGGUCGACCGGCUACUCGCAAUCUACUUCCAAGGAGAAACGUUCAUCAUUCCUUUCAUCCAUACAUUUCAGUUCCAGCGGCAGUAUCGUGCAUUCUGGGAAGAUCCGAUAGAUUCAAAUCCUCUGUGGUUGUCAAUGCUCUUCUCUAUUUGUUCAGCGGCUAGUAUGGUUCGCGGGACCAUUGGAAUUGCCCCGACGACACAAGAAGAUACCAUUGCUGAAGUCUCCCACUUCCAGGAAGCAGCAGGAAAAUGCCUUGUCAAAGGGGAAUACCAUCGCCCGCAACGAUAUGUGCUUGAAGCAUUAACUCUUUAUGCUCACUGUAUCAACAUGCAAAGUCUUGAUCCGUCCCGGGAAGUCGGUGCUAUCUUUGGCAUGAUUGUGCGAAUGGCAUAUGAGAUGGGAUAUCACCGAGAUCCAGAUUCUCUAGGAUCUGGAUCUAUUAUGAGUGUAUUUGAAGGGGAAAUGCGUCGUCGUUUCUGGGCUCUUUGUAUACAGAUUGAUCUCAUGGUUUCUUUUCAACUGGGUCUUCCUAGCAAUAUCUGUCCUGAGAACUGUGACACGCGCUCACCGAGGAACCUGUCAGACUCCGACUUCGACGAGGACACUCAGAUCCUACCCCCAUCUCGCUCCGAAACUGAAGCCAUUGGUCUGUUGUGGUUUAUCGUUAAGGAUCGUCAAAUGGUCAGCUUUGGAAAGGUAUGUCGAGAUACGCUGAGCUUUACGGAGAAAUCCGAAACCGAGAUCCUGCAACUUGACGGCGAAAUUCGACGCAUGUACACAACUAUUCCGGAAAUUUUACGAACUCGCCCUUUAGCAGACUCGAUCUCAGAUCCACCAUUUCUCGUGAUGACCCGCAUCUACGUAGAAUUCAUCUAUCUGAAGAGCCUGUGUGUCUUCCAUCGCAAGUACAUGACAAGAGGUAACCUGUUUAGUACUAGAUCCUGCGUGGAAGCGGGCCAGCGACUAGUCAGCCAGUUCAUCGAUAUAUACCGAGAGUUUUCAUCUGGCGGUCAACUCCAUCGAGAACGGUGGAUGCUCACUAAUUUCACGAUGAACGACUUUUUAUUGGGGGCCAUGGUGCUUUGUUUGGCAAUUCAUAUUCGCAGAAAGAACUUGGAACCCGGUCAAUCGGUCAUUGAUCCUACGACUGCAGAUUCAAUUCUGUCCCUUUUGAGCCAGGCCCAUGCCAUCUGUAUUGAAAAGUCUCUCGCCAGUCGAGAUGCGCGGUAUGUCGCACAGGCGAUCAUGGCGACUUUGAACAAGCAAAAUCAAGAAUCGACCUCGACAGAGGCCAAAUCACGAGCCCCGCCUUCCAUGUCGCACAGUGAGGGUGAUCCAUUCUACCUCGGUUGGUUGGACCCUUUUCAAGCAGGUGAUGAAGGCGUGGCUUUAGAUUGGAGUUGGUUGGACUGGAACCCGAUGGAGGUGGUGGAGAUCACACGCUAG